Messenger RNA from Trichomycterus rosablanca, 1270 nucleotides. It is a transcript of the gene lsm11, whose product is annotated as LSM11, U7 small nuclear RNA associated. NCBI's taxonomy places the organism in Eukaryota, Metazoa, Chordata, Actinopteri, Siluriformes, Trichomycteridae. Gene Ontology annotation, molecular function: U7 snRNA binding. Bases 131 to 1150 code for a protein of 339 amino acids. The transcript has 4 exons. Gene Ontology annotation, biological process: mRNA 3'-end processing by stem-loop binding and cleavage. The record is from RefSeq and is a predicted model, not a curated record. Gene Ontology annotation, cellular component: U7 snRNP.
UCAGAAUGUCAGUACAAGUGACUCAAGCGAACCGGAUCACAUUACUGAGUGACUCAGAUUAACCCGAGUCCAUAAAAUGAACCGAAUUUACCACCACCUCUAGUAGCAUUGCGCCCAGUUCAAAUCAAACAUGGAGGAACGUGAAAGAAAAGCUGCAACUCAGACAACUUCGAUUGUUUGUAAAGAAUCUGACACGUGUACUGAAGAGAAAGCAGAUACAGACUGCGAAAUAAAUCGAGAUCUUGAUGAGAAACUGGAUAUCAGUUCAGAUCAGUUUGAUCCGCUGCUGGCUCUGUACUCAUCACAAGUUCCUCUGCCCUAUCCUGAUGUUAAAUGCUUUAAUAACAUCGCGGAGUAUGAGAGCUUUAUAAAAGGAGGACGAGGUCGGGCCAAACCCGAAAAUGUGGAGAAAAAGCUCCGAAAAGCCAGAAAGGGUGUAGCAGACCCGGAGAGGAUAGAACGAUUAAAACGCCUCAUGGUGAACAACCCGACUGAAGAGGGAGAAGGGAGUGGAAAGAAACAGACCAGAAAACAAAAACCACGCAAAAAUGUUCUCACCCGGAUGUCAUUGCAUGAAGGGAGUCCGUUAGGAGAGCUGAACCGCUGUGUGCAGCAGAGAGUCCGUGUCAAAGUUCACAUCCGUACCUUUAAGGGACUUCGGGGAGUCUGCACUGGCUUUGUGGUGGCUUUUGACAAAUUCUGGAACCUGGCGAUGGUGGAUGUUGAUGAAACCUACAGAGAGCCUUUACUUGGACAGGCAUUCUAUCAUGAAAAAGCACUGACUGUUACAAGGCUGUUUGAAAAAUUGAGUGUUCAGGAAAGGCAGGAGCUCAGCACUGUACAGAAGGAUUCUGGAAAAGGAGGAAAAGUGAAAGGUUCUUCAAAACAAGACAAACGGACCACUGAGCAUCAACUUGCUGCUAGAAGCAGCACUGCAAGGGCUCAAGAGCCAAGUCAAGCACAGGAGAGAUCUGUAACAAGCCAGGUAGCGAAGAGCACUGCUGUUUUUCAGGGAUCUGAUGCUAGUUCGAAGCAGAAGCUAAAAGCCUCUAAGCCAAGAGUGGAGUACGGUCGAGUGCGCACCCGUCACGUCAAUCAACUUUUUAUCCGGGGAGAAAAUGUUCUCCUUGUGAAUGUACAGCAAGAGUAGUGGUAAGGGACUGAACACUGUUUCUGAUUGUAAAAGCACAAAUAAGGGCUUAUUUAUGUAUCAUAUUGAUAUAUAUGCGAUCCUACUUGUUUAAGUAGGGAAAUAAAGCUCAUAAUCCUU